AAUAAUUAUCCUAUCGCUUUCAAAACAUCAAAGAAACCCCUUAAUCAUUCAUUAGUCAUUUAUUUCUUACUCUAUAUAUAAAAACACAUUAUAGUCUAAAAGCACCAAGUUCUCUAUCUCGAUACUCACCGACACAACAGUUUUAUUGUAUCAAUGGAAGAAGUUAAUAAGCCUGUGAAUUUCAUUACCGUUCUUAGCAUUGAUGGCGGAGGAGUAAGAGGAAUCAUUCCUGGUGUUAUUCUUGCCUAUCUUGAAUCUCAACUUCAGGAGAUAGAUGGUGCUGAUGCAAGACUUGCAGAUUACUUUGAUGUAAUUGCUGGAACAAGUACAGGUGGUCUCAUUACAGCCAUGUUAACAACUCCAAAUCCAAAGAACAAUAACCGUCCAUUAUUUGCUGCCAGAGAAAUCGUUCCAUUUUACCUUAAAAACUUGCCACUUAUAUUUCCACAAAAAAGUGGAAUAUUUGCGCCUAUCAUGAACAUAGCGAAAGCUUUAACAGGACCUAAGUACAAUGGAAAGUAUCUCCAUAAUACAAUAAGAGAGCUGACAGGGAACACGCUUUUGAGCCAAACUGUGACAAACAUUGUUAUUCCAUCUUUUGAUGUUGAGAAACUUCAACCUACCAUUUUUUCCUCCUAUCAGAUCGAUGCUGAGCCAGCUUUAGAUGUAAAACUGUCUGAUAUUUGCAUAGCUACAUCAGCUGCUCCAACUUAUUUACCAGCUCACUAUUUUGAGAAGAAAGAUGAACAAGGAAGAGUCAUUCAAGAAUAUAACCUCAUCGAUGGCGGUGUUUGUGCUAACAAUCCGACUAUGGUUGCAAUAAGAGAAGUGAUAAAAGAUAUGAUAAGGAAACCACAAGGGAGAAAUGGGAAUAAUGUUGGUAUAGGGUAUGAUCGUUUUCUUGUGAUAUCAAUUGGGACAGGAUCAAACACGAGUGAGAGAAAAUAUAACGCUAAAACGGUAGCAAAAUGGGGUGCAUUGACAUGGUUAUUCAACUCUGGUGCAACUCCAGUUCUUGAUUGUUUCAAUGAAGCAAGCACUGAUAUGGUUGAUUAUCAUAACUCUGUCCUUCUUUCUGCUCUUCAAUCUCAAGACAACUACCUCCGAAUUCAAGAUGAUACAUUAGAGGGAGAGUUAGCUUCUGUGGAUAUAUCUACUACAGAUAAUCUGAAUAAUCUGGUGAAAGCUGGUGAGAAUUUAUUGAAGAAAAAGUUUACUAGAGUGAAUCUAGAUUCUGGCAUAUAUGAAACAGUUCCAGAUAAAGGAACCAUUCAGGAAGAACUCAAAAGGUUUGCUAAUAAACUCUCAGAUAUAAGAAAAGAGAAAGAGUUCAAGCAUAAAAAUGGCAAAUGAAUGAGUGAUCACUAGAUUGAAUAUCUCCAUUGCUGAAGCUCUAUAUUUUAUUACAUUUGCUUAAAUCAAUAAUUCCGGUAGCAUUAUAUCAGAUGGAAGUGUGCAACAUUUUCUAAUACUUUAGUUGUGCGUAAAAUGAUUGUUUUUCAUUUUCUUAGUUCAGAAGAAUUUUAAAAUUUCUUAUAAUGAUGUGUUACUU
This is a messenger RNA of Lathyrus oleraceus (garden pea), 1552 nucleotides long. RefSeq names its product patatin-like protein 1. Gene Ontology annotation, molecular function: monoacylglycerol lipase activity; glycerophospholipase activity. NCBI's taxonomy places the organism in Eukaryota, Viridiplantae, Streptophyta, Magnoliopsida, Fabales, Fabaceae. Gene Ontology annotation, biological process: lipid metabolic process. The transcript is spliced from 6 exons. Bases 154 to 1353 code for a protein of 399 amino acids. The record is from RefSeq and is a predicted model, not a curated record.